CGAAGCUUUGCGUGUCGGUCUACACAGGAAUCAUGAGUUCACAUGGCUCUCCGGUAAAGGUGUAUAUUCGCAUCCGACCCACAGCCAGUUUUGCCCAUGAGCUUAUUGAAUGCCUACCAGACCAGCAGACUUUGAGAGUACGGUCGAGGAAAGGCUCCAAGAAAGGAAAGAGAAAUAAUCAUAUGAGGUUAUUUCAGCUAAAUGGGGUGUUGCAUAAUGUGUCACAAGAAGACCUGUAUGAUCGUGUUGCCCGGAAUGUAGUGCUGGGAGCCUUCAAGGGCUACAAUGGUACAAUAAUGUGCUUUGGGCAAACCGGAGCAGGGAAAACAUACACAAUGACAGGUGCUGCAGAGACUUACAAACAGAGAGGCAUCAUUCCUCGAGCCAUACAAGAGGUUUUCCAGGAAGUGGAACAGCGUGCAGAUUAUACCUUCUCUGUUCAUCUUUCCUUUCUGGAAAUCUAUAAUGAGACUAUGGUAGACUUGCUGUCCAGCUUAAAGAAGGGAAAGGCUCCAGGUAGUGGUGUCUUCACUGUGGUCGAAGAACCUGGUGGCGGAGUGUCAGUUAAAGGCUUGUCUAUACAUCUGGUUCACAACGAAGAAGAGGCUCUUAAUCUGCUUUUCGAGGGAGAAAUGAACCGAAUUAUUGGAGAACAUGCUCUUAAUAAACAUUCCUCCAGGUCUCAUUGUAUAUUUACUAUUCACAUUGAGUCUCGCUCUCGCAUGCUGUCAGAGGCAAAAUACAUCACCUCUAAACUGAACCUGGUGGACCUGGCAGGAUCAGAAAGACUUAGCAAAACUGGGUCAGAGGGCCAAGUCCAAAUGGAGGCCAUGUAUAUCAACAAGUCCCUGUCUUUCCUGGAGCAAGUCAUCUUGGCUUUAGCUGACAGUCGUAGGGAGCACGUUCCCUUCAGGCAGAGCAAACUUACACAUGCACUCAAAGACUCGCUCGGAGGAAACUGUAAUACAGUGCUUGUUGCAAACAUAUAUGGUGAAGCUUCACAAAUUGAGGAAACGCUUUCAACUCUUCGCUUUGCCACCAGGAUGAAAUGUGUGCAGACAAAGCCAUCAAUAAAUGAACAUAUUGACCCAGUGAUUCAGGUACAAAGACUGGAGAAAGAAAUCCAGUUUCUUAAGGAGGAAUUGUCUUCGUAUAACCCGUUGACUAACCGGUUUACUAAUGAGAUCCUGUCAGAGACACAGGUGAAGGAGGUGAGGACUCAGGUGCAGAGAUACCUGUCUGGAUCACUCACCGAGAUUCCGAUUGUAAGCAGUACGCAAAUCCAGGAGGUGUUUUCCCAGUUUAAAAAAGUGAUGCUGGAGCAGCAAAAGAAACUGCAAGAGAAGCUCUGUCAAAGAAACACUUGUGUUGAGAAAGCUAUGAACACAACUCCGUCUACUGUUUCAGAGAAGUCAGGAGGUGCUGUUGGAGAGGUGGACAGUUUUGGCUAUGGCCUUGGUUUAGCUAAAUCUUCACAAAGACAUCAACAAGCUGUGUCACCUAAAUCAAAUAAAGCAAGAAAGGACAAACAGAUCAACAGAAAGGAAGUGGCAGUGGAAAACUCAAAUGUACAGCUCGAACAGCCUCUAACCAUGAGCGAGUCUGACUUGAUCACAGACAAACCACAACCUCCAGAAGAACAACAACCCACCACUGACUCUCCUCCACCUAAAGCUGAAGCUUUUGAGGAUUUCAAGGCAGAACGGGGAAGUGAGAUCAACCGCAUACUGAAGGAGAACAAAGCUGUGCUGUCUGAACGCACGUCCCAGUUACGUGCACUUACUAAUGUCAUCAAUGUGACCAAGAGGGAGAUUGACCACAUUACGUCUGAUCUACGGCAAUUCAGAGAACAGAGACAAGGCCAAGGUGAGUUUAUGAGUGCUGAUGGGGAACCUGUGCUGGAGGAGGAAGAGCUUUCUCUAGUGAUGAAGCUGAAGGUGCUCAAGAACAAAUAUAGACAGACCUAUGAGGAGCUGAGAACCACAGAGACUGAGAUCAGAUACUGUGAGCAUCUGGUGAAUCAGUGCCGCAUGCGGCUGCUAACAGAGUUUGAGAGUUGGUACAAUGAGUCUUUCCUGUUGCCGGGUGAGGUGUUGUCAGUCCUAGAAGAUGGACCAGUAAGGCCAGGUCACAUACCUGUGAACAAAGCAUUAACUCUGAUGGAGGAUGACGACCAUCAGAAGCCACAUGCAGACACUUCCAGCGCUGUGUCCUUUUACAAUGCCUACAAUAGAACUUUACAGAGAAGAGGAAGCAGACAGGUUUCUCAGAGUCCAGACUCUGUGAGAGGCAGCAGAAGUAAGAUGAAACUUCCUCCUAUCCUCUCCGUCAUCUGAUGAACACACGUCCGUAAGCCCACAGCCUCAGUCUAUGCAGUCUUUUACACUUGCUGGAUGUUUGAGAUUGGCUGGACAUACAGUAUAAACAUCUUCUAUCUGAAA
Messenger RNA from Danio aesculapii, 2441 nucleotides. RefSeq names its product kinesin family member 9 (gene kif9). Gene Ontology annotation, biological process: microtubule-based movement. The coding region runs from base 33 to 2336 and encodes 767 amino acids. Gene Ontology annotation, molecular function: microtubule binding; microtubule motor activity; ATP binding. The record is from RefSeq and is a predicted model, not a curated record. NCBI's taxonomy places the organism in Eukaryota, Metazoa, Chordata, Actinopteri, Cypriniformes, Danionidae. The transcript has 21 exons.